Cladocopium goreaui is the source of this 1506-nucleotide messenger RNA. Lineage: Eukaryota; Dinophyceae; Suessiales; Symbiodiniaceae. The record is from the annotation of a GenBank genome assembly.
UCGGCUCUCCGCCAUGUCCCUAAGCCGCCUCGGCUGCCGUUUUCGCGGCCCAUGCCGGGGCGGCCGGGGCCCACGGCUGCGCUGGAGCCAUGUGAGAGCCAUAACCUACACACCCACCAUGGUGUCCAUGGAGGCAUUGCGUGCAAGGCAACCAAAGGAGCUGCUGCAAACGGAUGUCUUCAGGACGGUGCCUCCGGAGGAUCUGACACCCACGGACCUGGCGGACCUGGCGUCGGCCGAGGUGGCGACCAACCCGGCCAAGGUGCUGGAGAUUUACCGGCGGCAUGUGAUGAGCGGCGGCAUGGAUGCCACAGUCUUCAUCCGAGCCUUUGCGCAGUUGGGCUUUCUCUUCGAUCCCAACUGUUUCUUCAGUGCCGCGGAUCGGCAGAUCCUCACGCGGCACAAGCACUUCCGAUGUCUGGCGCAUGACCUUUGGAAGGUGCGAGAGGAUCUACCUGAUGCUGUGGUGCCACUGCUGCUGUACUCCAUGAAUUGCUUGGACUACCGCUGCGCGCCACUACUGCCUCAACUGCUGGAAGUGACAAGACGUCAUUUGGCGACUUGGCGGGUAGAAGCCUUAAGUUUGUUACUUCAUUCCAUCGCUUCCCUGGGCAUCGGCGGCACUUCACCGCUGAUCUUCGACGACGCCGCGGGGCAUCGCAGCGGGGACUUCGCGGGGCUCACGGCGAAGCUGGCGCAGGAGUUGGCCCUUCGUCCCUUCGAAGAGGACUCGGUUCAGGACUGGGCGCGGGCGGCCUUUGGGAUGGUCAUGGCGGAGGACUACGACGUGGAAGGGCCCGAGGGACACGUCCUGCCCUUGCUGGUGGCACGUGCCUGUGAGCUCUUACCGACAAAGACGGAGUUGGAAAACUCUGGCUGGGCGCAGUUCUUCCUCUAUCAGACGCUCUACUGCGUGGACGUGGAGAAACCCGCCUGCGAAGAAGCAGUGAAACGGGCCAUGCCUAUGUGGAUCCAGGAAGUGCUGCACCACCGCUGGUUGGAUCAUAUCGUCCUUUUGGCGCAGCCACAGGGGGCCGAUGAAAUGCAACGCGACGUCGAUCGAUGCUUACAACGCACCAACACCCAGGCGCUGUUGAACUGCUCUUUUGGCCGCGAGUGGGAUGAGCAGCACUGCUGGUUUGCGGGUUUUCUUAUGGAGCCGAAGGUGGCCCUGGAGUGCGACUCCAUGCUACCGCUGGGCAUGGGUCGUCCACGACCCAGCGGAUGGUUGGCCUUGAAGUCGCGCGUGGCACGGAAGGUCGGAUUUCGGGUUGUCACUUUGCAUGACUGCUUCUGGCGGCACCUCACAGAGGACCAAAAGGAUGAGCAGAUGCUGCGCAUGCGAGCGCAGAUGGGCUAUCAGCAUGAUCCCGGCCUCGAGAAGAUCCAGAAGAAGAUCCGGCAAACGCCGCACACCUACAAGGGCUUGGAAACCAAGCGCAAAGAAUGGACGCCGCAGCCUGGCCCCCCCAGUGAUGACACCGCUUUCACCUGACGAAAAAAUGC